Etheostoma spectabile (orangethroat darter) is the source of this 2654-nucleotide messenger RNA. Its product is annotated as NLR family CARD domain-containing protein 3-like. Gene Ontology annotation, molecular function: protein binding. Lineage: Eukaryota; Metazoa; Chordata; Actinopteri; Perciformes; Percidae. The record is from RefSeq and is a predicted model, not a curated record.
GAGAAGGCUGAGGAAGGACUGACUCCAGAUCAGAAGAUGAGUGGUUUGGAGGAAGAGGAGGACGGAGCAGAGUCUGGAGGAUCAGACUGGUGGUCUAUGAAGACCCGGUCCAGAGAUCCUUCUCCAGACCUCAGUGAUGAACCUGGACCCUCAGACCCAAAAGAGAGGAAGAGGAGUGAUGAUUCUGAGGAGGAGCAGCCAUCCAGAUCGGGAUCCAGAACCAGAGCUGGACUGCAGACAGCCAAUCAGAGCAGCUCUAAGCAGAUGGACGUUGGUCGUCAGGAACAGAAGUCCAGGCUGAAGGAGACAUUUGAACGUGUGACUGAAGGAGGUGAAACAGGAAGUAGAACCCUCCUCAGCAGGAUCUACACGGUCCUCUACCUCUCAGAGGGACUGAGUGAAGAGGUUAAUACCCAACAUGAGGUGAGGCAGCUGGAGACAGCCUUCAAGGAGAAGAGCCUCCAUCACUCUCCGAUCCAGUGCUGCGACAUCUUUAAAGCCUCACCUGGCCAACAGAAACCCAUCAGAGUGGUUGUGACGAGCGGCGUCGCUGGCGUUGGAAAAACCUUCUCAGUGCAGAAGUUCUGUCUGGACUGGGCCGAGGGGUUGGAGAACCAAGAUAUCAGUCUGGUGAUUCCUCUUUCUUUCAGGGAGCUGAACCUGAUCAGAGAUGGGCAGUACAGUCUUCUGGAGCUGCUCCGUGUUUUCCAUCCAACAUUACAGGAGGUCCCAGCAGACCAGCUCGCUGCCUCCAGACUUCUCUUCAUCUUUGACGGCCUGGAUGAAAGCAGACUUUCACUGGAUUUCAACAACGAUGAGGCUGUUCCUGAUGUCACACACAAGUCCUCAGUCAACCUGCUGUUGACAAACCUCAUCCAGGGGAAGCUGCUUCCCUCGGCUCUCGUCUGGAUCACUUCCCGACCUGCAGCAGCCAAUCAGAUCCCUCCUGCAUGUGUUGACAGGGUAACAGAAGUACAAGGCUUCACUGACCCCCAGAAGGAGGAGUACUUCAGGAAGAGAGUCAGUGAUGAAGAGCUGUCCAGCAGAAUCAUCUAGACCUCCAGGAGCCUCCACAUCAUGUGUCUGAUCCCAGUCUUCUGCUGGAUCACUGCUACAGUCCUGGACCACAUGUUGACGACAGACCAGAGAGGAGAGCUGCCCAAGACCCUGACUGACAUGUACUCCCACUUCCUGCUGGUUCAGACAAAGAGGAAGAAGCUCAAGUAUGCUGAGGGACAUGAGACGAGUCCACAGGAGCUGAUGGAGGCCGACGGGGAAGUUCUUCUGAAGCUGGGGAGGCUGGCGUUGGAACAGCUGGAGAAAGGAAACAUCAUGUUCUACCAAGAAGACCUGGAGCGCUGUGGUCUGGACGUCACAGAGGCCUCGCUGUACUCAGGAGUCUGUUCACAGAUCUUCAAAACAGAGAGUGGGAUCUUCCAGAAAUCAGUCUACUGCUUCAUUCAUCUGAGCGUUCAGGAGUUUCUGGCUGCAGUCUACCUGUUCCACUGUUACACCAACAGGAACACACAGGUAGUCAAAGACUUCAUGGGACCAGACUUAAAACAUACAAUUGCAAAACGAGUAAAACAACCCAAAAAAUCUUUUCUUAAGAAGGUUUUAAAGUUUUUUGGAAAGAACGAUAGCCGUGGUGACAGGGAACAUGACCCUAACUCAUCCCUGGAUGUCUUCCUGGAGAGAGCCAUGGAGAAAUCUCUUGAGAGUAAAAAUGGCCACCUGGACCUGUUUGUCCGCUUCCUUCAUGGCCUCUCUCUGGAGUCCAACCAGAGACUCUUAGGAGGCCUGCUGGGUCAGACAGACAACAGUCCAGAAAUCAUCCAGCGAGCCAUCAACAACCUGAAGGAGAUGAACAGUGAUGAGAUCUCUCCGGACAGAAGCAUCAACAUCUUCCACUGUCUGACGGAGAUGAAGGACCACUCAGUCCAUCAGGAGAUCCAAGAGUUCCUGAAGUCAGAGAACAGAUCUGAGAAGAAACUCUCUGAGAUCCACUGUUCAGCUCUGGCCUACAUGCUGCAGAUGUCAGAGGAGGUUCUGGAUGAGUUGGACCUGAAGAAGUACAACACAACAGAUGAGGGACGACGGAGACUGGUUCCAGCUGUGAGGAACUGCAGAAAGGCUCGGUUUAUUAACUGUAACCUCUCUGAGGCUGAGUGGGAAGUCGUGUUCUCAGCUCUGAAGUCCAACCCCUCCCAUCUGAGAGAGCUGGACCUGAUAAACAACCUGGAGGAUUCAGCCGUGGAGCGUCUGUGUGCUGGACUGCAGAGUCCAAACUGUAGACUGGAGACUCUGAGAUUGGUCGGCUGCAGUUUGUCAGAGACCAGCUGUGCUUCUCUGGUCUCAGCUCUGAAGUCCAACCCCUCCCAUCUGAGAGAGCUGGACCUGAGUACCAACAAGCUGCAGGAUUCAGGACUGGAGCUGCUGUGUGGUUUUCUGGAGAGUCCAGACUGUAGACUGGAGACUCUGAGAUUGAGGUAUUGCAGGUUGUCAAAGACCAGCUGUGCUUCUCUGGUCUCAGCUCUGAAGUCCAACCCCUCCCAUCUGAGAGAGCUGACUGAGUAUCAUGAGCUGCAGGAUUCAGGACUGGAGCUGCUGUGUGGUUUUCUGGAGAGUCCAACUGUAGACUGGAGACUCUGAGG